Esox lucius (northern pike) is the source of this 1234-nucleotide messenger RNA. RefSeq names its product nuc_hydro_CeIAG domain-containing protein. Lineage: Eukaryota; Metazoa; Chordata; Actinopteri; Esociformes; Esocidae. The record is from RefSeq and is a predicted model, not a curated record. The transcript is spliced from 6 exons. Gene Ontology annotation, molecular function: hydrolase activity, hydrolyzing N-glycosyl compounds. Bases 168 to 1217 code for a protein of 349 amino acids.
GCAUUAGAGAGGUUAGUGUAGGCAUAAAAGUUGGGGUAUUGAGGUUAGAUUUAAGGCUAGAGAACAUGUAUUUCUUGUCAGGUUUAGGUCUCAUGUCACCACAAGGGUGUGUGUGUAUAUAAUCACUGACUCGACUCUGAACAAUCCUCUUCACUGUUCAAAAGUUAAUGGUUUCUUGUGACCGUCUCUCCGCCCAGCAACGAGGACUAGUUAUCUAUCUACACCACUCAGUCCGAUUCUGUUCAAGUACAGGCUUCGGUAUGGCCCAGAAGCUGCUGGUGGAUGUGGACUGCGGCGUGGAUGAUGCCCUGGCAGUCAUGAUGGCCCUGGCCGCCCCUAACAUGGACGUCUUGGGGAUCACGUGUGUCCAUGGCAACACCAGCGUGGAGAACGUGUGCAAGAACACGUUGAGGGUUCUUCAUGCCUGCGGGAGACUGGAGAUUCCAGUAUUUCAAGGUGCGGCAAAGCCCAUUCUGGGGAAUGUGAUCAGUGCUGGACAUUUCCAUGGAGAAGACGGGCUGGGGGAUGUUCCAGACCCAAACGCCCCGGGGCUUGACAUGCUGCAGAAGGAAGGUGCGGUGGCUGCAAUGAUAAGGAUAGUCAACGAAAACCCCAAAGAGGUGUCUCUGGUGGCCACAGCCCCACUCACCAACCUGGCUCUGGCUGUGAGAAUGGAGCCAUCCUUCCCCAGCAAACUGAAGGACCUCUACAUCAUGGGAGGGAACAUAGAGUCUAGAGGAAACACCACUAUGUGUGCAGAGUUUAACUUUGCCGCCGACCCAGAAGCGGCGUACAUCGUCCUGAAUGACUACCUGUGUCCCACCUACAUUGCCAGCUGGGAGUUCACCUGCUACAACAAAUUGCCCUGGUCCUGGUGUGAUGACUGGCUGGCCCAGGAGACCGAGAAGGCUCGCUUCAUGGCCCGGAUCUUCCGCCACAGCAUGGAAGCGUCGAACAGCGAGCGGAGCCUAGCGGAGAUGGUCGACGGCACGGGUUUCGUGUCAUGUGACUCAUACGCCAUGGCAGCGGCCAUCGACAACAACUUUGUAACGUUGAGCGACCACGUGGCAGUGACCGUGGAGCUGACAGGCACAUUCACCCGCGGCAUGAUGGUCUUGGACACCUUGGAUAUGCUGAAGAAGCCCCACAAAGCCUUUGUGAUGAAGAAAGUGAACAUGGAGAGAUUUAAGCAGCUAAUCAUGGACGCCUUAAAAUAACUAACCACCACCGCAGA